GGCCUUUGAUUAUGCGGGGCGAGGUGGUGAAAGGAGAAGCACCAGAAAGUUAGAGAAAUUAGGAACAUAAACAUACAAACCAAAAUAUACAAACUACUCCGUAUAACAAACACACAGAGAAAGGAGGAGGAAAGAAGCAUUCCGUGUAGUUUGGCUCUAGGUUGGGGAGGCAUCUUUGCCUUGUCCGAAAGGUCAGGGUCAAGGCCAGAGGAGACGAAUUCGCGUGCAUCUAUGGAAACGUGUUCCACACUGAACCUUCCACUUUCUAUCAAAAUAUCACCAUUUUCAUGACCUUUCACAUUCCCGAAUUCGCGAUUCUCAAAAUCUGAAUUCGCCUCUGUUCUCUCCCCUUACCUUAAUGGUCUUCUGAGUCCCCUUCCUUCCCCUUAGGGUUUCUUCAUUUCUUCUGCUUCUUUCCCAUCUUCAGGUGUUGCUGGUAUUGUAAGCCAUGCCGACAUAUACAGCAAUAGCUAUGGAUAGAUUGAUAGAAUCCGGGGGCUCAAAAUCCAUGGCAACUUCCAAGAGCAUUCCUGAUUCGAAGUUUGCGAGGAGGAACAACACUCCUAAUUCAAGUAUUGAUAAGAGCAAGAACGGUUCUACUUCAAAACUAGAAAGAAAAACUGUUGAGUCUAAUGUAAAGUUGGAUGGUACAAAUUGUAAGUCCUCCGUCAUAGUAGAUAGGAAAGACCAUUGGACUCAAAUAUCUCCUGCACUAUACACAACUCCCAAGCCAACGCCGCUUCCAGAUUCUCCUUCGUCAUUUCCUCCAUCGCCCUACAUAAUCAAUCACAAGCGUCGAGGUCCACGACUUUCAAAGAGUUUCGCCGAAGAUGAUUUCGGCACUCAACAACAAGCUCUAGAUGGAGAGAAGAUAGAUGAGAAUGUAACGUACACGGAGAAGGAGCUCCCCGGUACAUCUAUUGAUGAUUCUUCCAUUUCUAGGGAUACAGUUAAUUGUGCGAAAGAGGAUAAUUUACUGAUCACUAAUGAUAACCUGGUUAAUGGUGGUGAAGUGAGUGACCUCUCUAAUGGGGAUCUUCUUCACCAAGAUUUGCCUAAUGGUUCAGCUGGGCAGAAUGGUACGUUGAAGUUUGUUGCAUUCAAUUUGCAGAGAGGUGGUGAAGCUGAUGAUUUCUUUGACCCCCAGGAAUCUCUGAGUGUCAAGAGUAAUGGUGAGAGUGAGAAUAAUGGUGGAUUGCAGCGCUCUGUAAGUGCCAUGACUCCGUUGGGAGAAUUUUAUGAUGCGUGGGAAGAACUAUCUUCAGAGAAUGGCCCACAGAUACCUACACAUGAUUUUGAAAAUGAGCUGCGAGAAAUAAGAUUGAGCUUAUUAAUGGAAAUUGAAAAGCGAAAACAUGUAGAAGAAGCUCUAAGCAAUAUGCAAACCCAGUGGCAAAGGAUUCGUGAACGGUUAUCCCUUGUGGGGUUGAACUUCCCUCCAUGUCUUGUUGCUGGAGAUGGAUUGGACAAUGAACAGCUAGAUGAUCAGGUGGAAGAUUUGUUUCAACAAGUCCACAUCGUUCGGUUUGUAUCAGAUUCCAUUGGAAGGGGAAUAGCAAAGGCUGAGGUGGAGACAGAAAUGGAGGCCCAAAUUGAGUCGAAGAACAUUGAGAUGGCUCGACUAUGGGACAAGUUGAAUUAUUACGAAGCUGUAAAUCGAGAGAUGUCACAGAGGAAUCAGGAAGCUAUAGAGACAGCGCGGCGUCUUAGGCAAAUAAGGAAGAGAAGGCAGAAGAAAUGGAUAUGGGGGUCGAUUGCUGCUACAAUUACACUAGGCUCUGCUGUCUUAGCCUGGUCUUACUUUUCUGCUGAAAGAGCAUCAUCUUCUUCAAAUCAGUCUCAUAGUCUUGAGGGUGACUCCACAUCAGAACUAUGAGUUCUCAACGUAUAGGUUAAGGUGUGCUUAUUAUACAGGGAAAUAAGGAAGCAGGAGAUCAAUCAUACUGUCUUGUGAAUAUCUCAUAUAUUCUUUCCCUUUUUGAUACAUAAAGCAUAUUUCUGCUAUUGCACAUGUACAGUUCCUUGAAAAUAAAUAAAGCAUUUGCUCUGGGGUUGUUCGCACGGCCUAUGAAAUGGUUCAUAUAACUUUCAGUUCAUGGUGUUGGAGGGAACAUUUUCUUUGUGAAUUUUGCAGGCUUGGAGGAGCAAUUUCUCCUUAGAGGCGGCUUGCCUACAGACUAUUGAUUAGAUUUCUUCAGCUGACGGAAAAGUUUAUCUCGUCCACUAAAACUGCACAGUAGUAGUGCUUUUCAGUUUGCAUUCAUUAUAAAUCAAUUGAGUACACUUUUCUUGUUUUGCUAAGAGUUGGACUUGCUGCGGUGAUACCAGCUAAAGGAAAGGCGAAGGUAUGUCGACCACAAUGAACACUUCCUUGGAGUUCGAGAUCAUAUGUUGUAUGGUGAUCCUAAAAAAUAACCCUUUGAGAAAAACUAAUAAAGGUCCCAUAGAAGAUACUUUCGUGUUAAGAAGUAAUUACCAAAAGAACCUGAUCUGCACGUUGGAUUGAGUGGAAGUAGAAAACAAGAAAUAACGGAGAAAAUAUCCUUAGAGCUCCGUUUGGUACGGCUCAACUUUUCUGGUGUUUGAUGAGUGGGCGAAAGAUAUGUGCAAUGUUUUGGUUGAA
This is a messenger RNA of Nicotiana attenuata, 2623 nucleotides long. RefSeq lists its product as uncharacterized. NCBI's taxonomy places the organism in Eukaryota, Viridiplantae, Streptophyta, Magnoliopsida, Solanales, Solanaceae. Bases 449 to 1876 code for a protein of 475 amino acids. The transcript is spliced from 4 exons. The record is from RefSeq and is a predicted model, not a curated record.